CAACAACACUGGAAUAAUUCAGCUCCUAAAACCUUUGAGCCCCAUGUUUGCUAGGAAAAACUUGCGUUCUGCAAACAACUGAAAACACUGCCCUCGGAAACCAUUUCUUCGGCCCUCGUGGAGCAGCUGGCUGCUUGGCCAGUGAGGCCCUGGACGGGACAAACUCUGCCCGCCCAGUCAGCCAGCGCGGUGGUCGCCAUGGCCAGCAAGAGGAAGUCCACCACCCCAUGCAUGAUCCCGGUGAAGACGGUGGUGCUGCAGGAGGCCCAGCCUGCCGAGGCCUUGCCCGAGGGGCCGCAGCAGGAGCCAUCCCCCGACAUGCCCGCCAGUGGCAGCAGUGGAGAGGUGACCCAGAUGCCCAGCAGUACCAACGGUGCCGCACUGGCCAACGGGCACCGGAGCACUCUGGAUGGCUAUUCCUAUUCCUGCAGAUCCUGUGACUUCAGGUCCCAGGACAUAACCCAGUUUGUGGGACAUAUGAACUCAGAGCACACAGAUUUUAACAAGGACCCAACUUUUGUAUGCACUGAAUGCAGUUUUCUGGCAAAAACUCCUGAAGGGCUUUCUCUGCACAACGCCAAGUGUCACUCGGGGGAAGCCAGCUUUGUGUGGAAGGUGGCCAAGCCAGACCAUCGUGUAGUAGUGGAGCAGAGUGUCCCCAAGACCACCUGCACUCCUGACAUCUUGGGUGAGUCCAAUGCCGAAGGGACUGACGGACAGGCCGAGAUCAUCAUCACCAAAACCCCAAUCAUGAGGAUACUAAAAGGCAAACCUGAAGCCAAAAAAAUCCAUACGCUCAAGGAGAACAUCCCCAGUCAGCCUGUCGGUGAUGCGGCCUUACCAAACCCGGCGGCAGGGGAGACCGAGGCGAAGGAGGGGGACCACUCCUUUGUUGACGGGGCGGCCCCGGUUGGUCAGCCUGCCACUGGUUCGGCAAAAGGGCCUCACGUGGCCAACGGGCCCCCAAUAGGAGCCGUGCCGGUCCUGCCAGCGGGCCUCGCCCAGUUCCUCCCCCUGCAGCAGCCGCCCCCGGGGCGCGCCCAGCACCACCCCCAGCCACCGCCCACAGCCAAGUCUCUCCCCAAAGUGAUGAUCCCCCUGAGCAGCAUCCCCACCUACAACGCGGCCAUGGACUCCAACAGCUUUCUGAAGAACUCGUUCCACAAGUUCCCCUACCCGACCAAAGCCGAGCUCUGCUAUCUGACCGUGGUCACCAAGUAUCCAGAGGAGCAGCUCAAGAUCUGGUUCACGGCCCAAAGGCUGAAGCAGGGCAUCAGCUGGUCCCCUGAGGAGAUCGAGGACGCCCGGAAGAAGAUGUUCAACACGGUCAUUCAGUCUGUGCCCCAGCCCACCAUCACGGUCCUCAACACACCCCUGGUUGCCAGCGCUGGCGGCGUCCAGCACCUCAUCCAGGCCGCCCUCCCGGGCCACGUGGUGGGGCAGCCAGAGGGCACGGCGGGCGGCCUGCUGGUCACUCAGCCGCUGAUGGCCAACGGGCUGCAGGCGCCCGGCGCGUCCUUGCCACCAGCAGUCACCUCCGUCCCCAAGCCGCCCGCCGUGGCGCCCAUCAACACAGUGUGCUCCAACACCACGUCAGCCGUGAAGGUGGUGAACGCGGCGCAGUCGCUGCUCACGGCGUGCCCCAGCAUCACCUCCCAAGCCUUCCUCGACGCCAGCAUCUACAAAAACAAGAAGUCUCACGAGCAGCUGUCGGCUCUGAAAGGAAGCUUCUGUCGGAACCAGUUCCCGGGCCAGAGCGAGGUGGAGCAUCUGACCAAAGUGACCGGCCUCAGCACCAGAGAGGUGCGCAAGUGGUUCAGCGACCGCAGGUACCAUUGCCGGAACCUGAAGGGCUCCAGGCCCGUGCUGCCGGGUGACCCCGGCCCCGUCAUCCUUGACCCUGGGCCAGAUGUACCCUUCACCCCAGUGGCCAAAGCCCCUGAGGGGCCCUGCGUCCCGCCGGCGGCUGCCCUGGCCAGCCCCCCUUCUGCCAGACGGCAGGCCUGGCACCAGACCCCCGACUUCACGCCGACCAGGUACAAGGAGCGAGCCCCCGAGCAGCUCAGAGCCCUGGAGAGCAGUUUUGCACAAAACCCCCUUCCUCCUGAUGAGGAGCUGGACCGCCUGCGGACUGAAACCAAGAUGACCCGGAGAGAGAUUGACAGCUGGUUCUCGGAGAGACGCAAGAAAGUGAGUGCCGAGGACACCAAGAGGGCCGAUGAGGGUGCUGCUCCAGAGGAGGCGACAGCUGCCGAGGACGAGGUGGGGGAAGAGGAGCUGGCCUGCGACCUGAGGGUCCCUGGCGGAGGCGGCUCCCCAGAAGGGGCUGGCGGUCACACGCUGGCCGAGCGCAAGGUCAGCCCCAUCAAAAUCAACCUCAAGAAACUUCGAGUCACCGAAGCCAAUGGCAAGGGCGAGCUCCCGGGGCUGGGUGCCAGCGAGCCCGGGGAUGGUGGGCUUGGAGAGCCGGCCGAGCAGCCCCCAGGCAAGGCGAGCUGCAAGAAGACGGCCCAGCAGCGGCACCUGCUACGGCAGCUCUUCGUGCAGACGCGGUGGCCCAGCAACCAGGACUAUGACUCCAUCAUGGCACAGACGGGCUUGCCGAGGCCCGAGGUGGUGCGCUGGUUCGGGGACAGCAGGUACGCCCUGAAGAACGGCCAGCUCAAGUGGUACGAGGACUACAAGCGGGGCAACUUCCCCGCAGGGCUGCUGGUCGUCACCCCCCCGGGCAGCCGGGAGCUGCUGCAGGACUACUACCUGAGGCACCAGACGCUGUUCGAGCAGGACCUGCAGAGCCUGUGCGACAAGACCCAGAUGAGCUCCCAGCAGGUCAAGCAGUGGUUUGCCAAGAAGAUGGGCGAGGAGACCCGCACUGGGGCGGACACCAGUGGUGAGGACCAGGGCACCGGCGAGCCCGCAGCGGUUCACAGAGGGACGGGUGACACGUACUCAGAGGUGUCGGAGAACAGUGAGCCAUGGGAGCCCAGCGCCCCCGAGGCCAGCUCGGAGCCCUGUGACACGCCAAGUCCCCAGGCUGGACUAGAGCUGGAAACAGACUGAAUUUAACUGAUUACACUGAAGGACUGGACAGUCUGGGAUGCCCCGUACCACGUGAAAGGGCUCAGCCCGACUCUCUGCUGCCACAUGCUGUUCCACGCCCGCCGCUGGGCACGCCCGAGAGCUUCUGGAGGCCUCGCCACCAGCCGGGGGCCCGCCGCCACCUUCGGCCUGCCACCACCGAGCGAGCCAGCGGGGAGAGCAGCAGGGUCCCCGUCCGUUCUUCCUCCCACAGUGUAGGACAUCUCCUUUGCCUUCCAGUGGAUAAAAUAGUUCAGAUUUCAUAUUCAUAGACACGAAUCAAGUUUUUAACAUAUAAAUCCGCCUAUACACAUUUAAUAAAAUGUCAGAUUGUAAACACUUUCAUUACACAGAAACUUUGGUUAGCAAGCAAUACGUUGCCGUCUACAUCAUCUCUGAACGUGCCCGCGUCUGUUCUCUGGAGAACCCUGGGGCCACGCGUCCCCUCGGCGGUGGGCAGGGGGCACCUGCCCACCCAGAGGCGUCCCCGUGUGCUCCUUCACCAGGGCAGGGCCUUUGAAGAGGCCUCUGCCAUCACGCUGGGCUCGCGUUGCCCCGCGACAUGACAAUCUGGGUGCAGGCGCCGGCCCCUGCGGUUUGAGCGGGGCCCACGAGCGUGGCGGCGUGUGCCCGUCCGCUUGUAAGUCCUUACAGCCCUCUCAUCUCUCACGGGCGUCGGGAGCACGGACCAGAACUUUUCACGUGUCAGAUCAACUUAGACGUUUGUUUUCAAGCCUGAUGUACUGGCCUGCGUGCCCACGGUUUUGUUUUUGUUUUUAAUCUAGAUGUGUUGAGGAGGAGAGGGAAACUGAGACAAAGGGGGCUGAAAGCCGAAGUGCGUGGCCCCGGCAGGUGGCUUUGGCCGCUGUGGUUUUCAGAGCCCUUGACCCACACUCGCUUCAAGGCUGCCUUUGGUUUGGGAAGGAAGACCUGCACUCGGCCAGUAGUAAGAGUGAGAGCUGCCGGGAUCUGGGGGCUCGGGAGUCCUCAGAGCUGAGGUGCGCUUGCACGUGGGGGUUCCUAGAAGGACGCCCGGAGUACUCAUGGCCCCCACGCCCAGGGCCUGGCUGGGUGCCGGACACCACCAGGCGGGUCCUUGUGACAAUGUUUUUCAAGUCCUGCAUUUCUGCCCCCAAACUUGGAAACAAAAUCUCUGUCAUCUUUAGCCUAAUCCUCCUACCCAUUUGUUUAAACAUUUUUUUGUUGUUGUUUUUGGAGGAAAUCACAGGAAAAGGUGCUUUUGAAACACUGGGGAACUUUCUUACAAAGCUGUACUACAUGGUAAAUCCUUAUUUCCCCAACAUGGGCUGCUCUGAGAGCCGCGGGGAAGGGGGGUGCACACAGACUUCCCAUCACACACACUUCUCACCUUCUGGGGACCACCUGCUUCUGAAAGCACCAAGACCUCAUGCGCAUGCUCCUCCGGGGCCCAGGCUGGGUGAGCGGCAGGGCCUUUGGGCAAGAAGUCCUGGUGGUGGGCUGGGUGCCGUCCUUCUCCCCAGCCCCACCCGGGAACUGACCUGGGCAGGGCACCGCACUGGCUUGGUUCCAGGGACUGAGGAUGGUGGUGGCGUCUCUGCCUUCCAGGAGAGGGGCUUUCUUUGCAAACCAAAAGCCCUUGAGCCCCUGUUCUUCUACUAAAGUUUUCUCUUCCUCUCCCCGGCCCUGUAGGGACCACCUCCCAGUUGUUAACAUGUGAGUACUUGGCAGGUUUUGCCCCCCCGAGUUUGCAUCCUUUCCAUGUGAGCGUGGAGCUCUGUAGCCCCAGAGGCCUGUUUGCAGAAUUGCCAAGAGUGGGGAGUGCUUCUUCCUUCAGAGAACAGACACCUGGGAUUUCUCCUUUAGUGUUUAUGUACAUGCAGAUUAAUUUAUAUGUACACAUAGAUACAGGACAGAUACUCACUUUGAUACUUUACUCCGAAGAUGCACAUCUGAGGUGUGCACCUGAGGAACCUAGUGGCACGUGGGGGCUGGGGAAAGCAGCCUGUGUUGAAGGCCGUGCUGGGACCCCGGCUGCAGCUGGGGUGACCCGGCCGGAAGCCAUCAGUCUCGGAGACCCCACCCUGCAGGCCCUGCUCCCGGAGUCCUGCACGUGCUGGCCGGAGGGUUGUCUUUAGAGACAAUUUUCUUGGUUAUUUAAUGUGUGUUCAUGUUUCAUUUACAACCCAAACAGCAGAACAGAAAAUGAGCUAAAUGGUAGACAAGUUGGUGCAGGACACAGGGACCCAAACUCAGCACCAGCCUGUGUGAAUGGCGGGGAAGCUGCCGUGCUGCCGCCUGGACGUGUUCUUCUCACGUUCGCUCUUCCAGCGGCCGGGCCGCCCUGCACACGACAGGACCGCCCAGGUGAGGACCCCGCACGCCAGCCGGUCCCUCUUCCUCACUGUGCCCUCGGACCGGAUUGGAGAGUGGGGUUGGAGCCUCAAACAAUGAAAGAUGAAAGCAAGAGAAAUGGGUCCCCCCAGGGGACGCUGCGACAGGUGCGCAAGGCUUUGGGAGCUCGGGGAACACAGCCAACCCGGCACGCGGAAACAUGCUGGCCGGGAGUCGGAACUGCACCCCGUGCUGGGGCCGUGGGACUGCCGCUGUCGGCCCGUGUUCUGUUGUGAGACAAAUCACUGCGGUUUUGCACACCACCUGAGGGCAUCUGUGAGGUCGCCUCCAGUAAGAAGGCGCUCUGGGCUGUAGAGCUGAGAGAGGUGGGACAGGGUUUCAUAAGGUGACUCGUCUUUCCCCUCUUCUCCCUACGCACUUGGACUUGUCAGAGAUAGUAAAAUCUUUCGGUGUUUCUUGUU
Suricata suricatta (meerkat) is the source of this 5873-nucleotide messenger RNA. RefSeq names its product zinc fingers and homeoboxes 3 (gene ZHX3). NCBI's taxonomy places the organism in Eukaryota, Metazoa, Chordata, Mammalia, Carnivora, Herpestidae. The transcript is spliced from 3 exons. Gene Ontology annotation, biological process: regulation of transcription by RNA polymerase II. Gene Ontology annotation, cellular component: nucleus. Gene Ontology annotation, molecular function: DNA-binding transcription factor activity, RNA polymerase II-specific; DNA binding. The record is from RefSeq and is a predicted model, not a curated record. The coding region runs from base 199 to 3060 and encodes 953 amino acids.